Molecule: messenger RNA, 1035 nt
Organism: Mesorhabditis belari
Lineage: Eukaryota; Metazoa; Nematoda; Chromadorea; Rhabditida; Rhabditidae
Source: the annotation of a GenBank genome assembly
AUGACCGAAGAAAACGAUGAGCCCGUCGUCAAGAAACAGAAGCUUUCGGAAGAAGACCUGGAAGCCGAGCGAAGACCAUGGGAAAAUGACCAAGUAUGGCUAGCAAGGAAAACAUUUUUGGAAGCACAUUGGAAAGAUUUCCCAAUAGAGAAUUUGCGCUGCCUCUCACAAGUGUUCAUCAAUGUGAACAUGAUCGGUUGUGAGUACAGUUCAACGUUGAUGGAAAAGAUAAGAGAACUCGGGCGCGGAAUAAUGGAUCGAGCAAGACGCCUUGAAAAUGAUCGGGCCUUUGUGAAAGCGAGCGUCGGACGAGCCCACGCAAAUGAUAUUCGGGAGAAAAUAGAAGCUGAAAGGCGUCCGACCAUUGAGCAACGACGGGCUCAGAAAACGCCAUUUGAAGAAAAACUCGUCCAACUGCGAGCACAACUACAAAUAGCUGACAGAAAGAGCGCACCACUGCAACAAUUGAACACAGCUUGCGGUCGUAAUCAGAUAACAUGGCAAUUUCUCGAUAAACACGACGGUGCAGAACUUCGAUUGGGUGACUAUUUGAUCUGCAAAAGACGUAUUUCCACUGUAGGAGUCGAUAAGAAAGAAAUAAUCGUCGGAACAGUUGUCGAAACAAUAGUGGAAGGUGGAGAAAUGACGGUGGUCGGCAAAGAGAUUCAUUUUGGGAAUGCAAACGAAACGUUAAAGGGUCCGUAUGAAUGUUACGAGGAAUCUUAUCGCCGACGUUUGAUUCGAGCAUCUCGUCAUUUAUCAGAAAAACCAGCUGGAAUGGCUCAAUUAGCCGAAGCAAUGAAUGCGAGUGGACUACCGAUGGCCCACUCUUUGGAGCAAUUGAGGGGUUGGGAGCAACAACUUGUGGUACGGAGUGGCGACGUUUUGCUUGCCGAACGCCAUCUCAAGAAAGGAGACUGUAUCGCUAACAAAACCGAGCAAAUCGUCGCUGAAGUUGCCAAACAGAUUAUUAAUUCGAUCUCCGUACCGAUUCUCAUCACCACUCCAGCCGGCACAUUGCAAUUGAAGUUAAAA